AUGUUAUCAAGUACACAGUCAUUCCUCUGGAGAAGGCCAAGAACUGUGGAGGGGGCAAAGAUGGAGAUGGAGCUCCAGGGGACUCGGAAGAGCCGUCAUCACGUUCAGCUGGUUUCCAAUGUCAUUUCCUUUGGCCUCUUCUCCUCCUCUCACUCAUCACACUCUCAUCGUGGAUUGAAUGAUGUUGUAUCACUGUGAACUUGCCCGAUUAAACUGAAUUGUGUGUUGUGCAUUGUAGAUUGCAUUGAGCGAGGUGAUAUAAUGAUUUUUGCAAAGCAC
Geodia barretti is the source of this 279-nucleotide messenger RNA. The record is from the annotation of a GenBank genome assembly. Lineage: Eukaryota; Metazoa; Porifera; Demospongiae; Tetractinellida; Geodiidae.